GAGGGCGUGCGCGUGCCCGUAAGUGGUGGGUGGAGCCUACGUAAACCCGCAGGUGUGUGAAUGCACACCUUAGUGCGUUUGAACGCGUGAGCUUCCUUCAAACACAGUUUAAUCAUGAGUUUAUCAACUUCGGGAUCGUUCAGAAGACAUUCAGCUCAUGCUUCGUGACAGAACUGCAACUUUAUACACUUUAUUUAUUUUAUUCCGUCAAAUGUUGACAAAAGGUGGAUUUUAAGAACAAUUUCAGAUGGAUUAACAAAAGAAGCGCAUGAGAACAUGAGGAGAUGUGUUGAGGAAUAACAGAGAAAUACACUGACAAUAAACCAGCAACAUGACUAAACUACUCACCUGCAUCAGUGUGAUCAUCUUCAGAUUGAUGGUCUGUGUUCACAGUGAGUUUAUCGAGCCGUCUGAGUCUCUGGCCCUGCGCUCGUUCUCUGGCACUCCGACCCGGCUGCCCUGCCGGUUCACGGUGGAGGGUGAAGAAAAGGUGGUGCAAGUGACCUGGUUCAGACAGAAACCAGGAGAAGAACAAGAACAGGUCAUCACAGGACACUUUACUGAAGGACUUACAGUAUUUCCUGAUUUUCUCAAUCGUGUUCAGUUCGAGAGCUCCAACCCAAUCAUCGACUCCACGCUGUUGAUUCUGAACACGAAGAAGGCCGAUCAGGCCACAUACACCUGCCACAUCACCACCUUUCCUUCCGGAAUCUUCGAGAGACAAAUCAGUCUCACCGUCUGGAUUUUGCCGAUCUCCUCUCUGGAGCCGGUGAUCCUGCAGGAAGGCCAGUCGUUCCGCGUGGCUGCCUCAUGUCGUGCAGUUGGACACCCUUCACCGCGCCUGUCCUGGGACACGGACAUUCACGGGCAGUCGCAGAACCGGACCGGAGAGGAUGGAGUCGUAACCUCGCAGUUUUCCCUGCAUCCGCUGCGCAGCAUGAACAAACGCCGUCUGGACUGUCUGGUGUGGCAUCCGGCUCUGGACGCCCCGCACAGAAUCAGCAACGAGCUCAUCGUGCACUUUCCUCCUGAUGCAGCGAUUACUGGCUCUGGUUCCUGGAGAAUCGGGGACACGGGAUCAGAGCUCAGAUGUGCGGUUAAAGGAAACCCUCUGCCGCAAAACGUCACAUGGAGCAGGAAGGACGGCCGUCUGCCAGCGGGAGUGUCUGUUCAGGGGGAUGCGCUGGUGUUCGUUCGGCCUCUAAACGUGACGGAUGAAGGCGUGUACGUCUGCCAGACAGCAAACGGCGUGGGAAUCGCUAAAGCCGAGUUUAAAGUGGAGGUCGGAAAACACACAGACACGACUGCAUUUGCACACGUUUUCGGAAACACGUCAGAGUCUCUCCUCAUCAUCAUAGGAGCGUCUGUCGCCGGGGUUUUGAUCAUCGUCAUCGUGAUCGCCAUCGUUUUUGUCAACUGUCACCUCAGACGCAAAAACAGGAAGCUGAAACGAGCCCUCAGCGCCAGAACGGAGGAGAUGAUCAGUCUGUCACGACAGGUGUCCAUGAGGAGACUCAACUCCAUCAACGGUGAUCCCAGGACAGCGACGGAGGAUUCACUGAUUCAUGCAGAGAGUUUGAUAAAAGGCAGUGUUUUAUCAGUGGAGGAUCAUUCAACGCUGAGUGACGUGAAAGCCAGACAUGUAGACGGGGAAUACGACAGUCUGGGACGUCCCGCCAUUUACCCUUCGUACCGGCCGGAGCGAAACGGCAAGAAGCAGAGAGACAUAGAGGAGGAGAGAAAAGAGCGCAGACGGAGAGUCGAGUCCUACAUCAAAUCCAGCAAUAUGUCACUGGAUUCCGGGCUUCACCGGGAUCAGAGUUCUCCUCCUCCGUCCGUGAGCUCGGUUCCGACCGCAGACGUGAUCGGCGACGGAUGGAAGCGCGGCUCACGCAGAGAGAUUCACCGAGCGGAGCGUGAGAGAGACCUGCAGCGAGAGCGAGUUCCUGAAGGAGAAGAAGAAAGCUGUGCUGUGGACUCCUAUCACCUCUCCGAGGCCACGUCAAACUACUUCCAGUGCAGCAACGGCGGACUGACGCCGAAGGCAAACCCCAACGCUAUUAUCAUACACUCACGUGGACAGGUCAUCUGAUCAACAACAACACAAUCCGUCCUGGAAACGAAGCCUUGUGCUGAUUAUCAGUGCAGACAGACUGAUUAUCUGUAAACUCUUAAAGGGACAGUUCACAGAAAAUAAUCAAUUGCACGCCCUCAUGUCGGUCAAACUUGCAUGACUUUCUUUCUUCUAUGGAACUUGAAAGUGUUUUGCAAAGUAUUCAUGCUCAAAACUGUUAUGCAUAUCACUCAAGCAUGAUAUCGCAAGCCUUUUGAAGUCAUCUGUGUGAAAAACAGUCUGGAGUCAAUCAGGUUAAGUUGCUGUUCGCUAGUAAUCUUACAUCUGAAAAGCAUUCAGGUCUCAUUUACGUCACAAACGUUUGAGACGUUUUGAGUUGUUCAAACCUGGCGUGAUGCAUCUCAAGAUUUGAAUAAACACUUUCCAUUUAGUUAAUGCAUUAGCUAAUAUAAACUAACAAUGAAAUAUAAAUAAAUAUUAUUUAAAAAAAAAAAAAAUAUAUA
Labeo rohita (rohu) is the source of this 2577-nucleotide messenger RNA. It is a transcript of the gene nectin4b, whose product is annotated as nectin cell adhesion molecule 4b. Gene Ontology annotation, biological process: heterophilic cell-cell adhesion; homophilic cell-cell adhesion. Bases 332 to 2092 code for a protein of 586 amino acids. The transcript has 11 exons. Lineage: Eukaryota; Metazoa; Chordata; Actinopteri; Cypriniformes; Cyprinidae. The record is from RefSeq and is a predicted model, not a curated record. Gene Ontology annotation, cellular component: adherens junction.